GACAAUCGCGCCUUGACCCACGUGGAUGGAUUUGUAAAUCUCAACAAUGUCGACGGCUACAUGACCAUCUCGGACAAUCGCGCCUUGACCAAUGUGAAUGGAUUUGGAAAACUUGGCAAUGUCGGAGGCUACAUGACCAUCUCGGACAAUCGCGCCUUGACCCACGUGGAUGGAUUUGGAAAACUUGACAAUGUCGGCGGCUACUUGAUGAUCUUGGACAAUGGAGACUUGAUCAACGUGGAUGGAUUUGUAACACUCAACAAUGUCGGUGGCAACUUGAUUAUCUGGGGCAAUCGCGCUUUGACCAACGUGAAUGGAUUUGGAAAACUUGGCAAUGUCGGCGGCGACUUGGAAAUUCACGGUAAUGACGACUUGACCGACUUGGAUGGAUUCGGAAAUCUUGGCAAUGUCGGCGGCAACUUUGAAAUUCAC
Monosiga brevicollis MX1 is the source of this 432-nucleotide messenger RNA. RefSeq lists its product as uncharacterized. The annotation marks the transcript as partial. NCBI's taxonomy places the organism in Eukaryota, Choanoflagellata, Craspedida, Salpingoecidae. The transcript has 6 exons. The record is from RefSeq and is a predicted model, not a curated record. Gene Ontology annotation, cellular component: plasma membrane; cell wall.